AAACAUGACGGAAUGUGGGAAUCUUGAACACAGCACGCCAGUUUUGCUGUCUCUGUCUAGAUAUUUAAGAAGUGGAGCAAGGCAUUCAACCGACCAUCCUUCCUGCUCAGACUGUGGGGAGGGAUUCACUUGGAUCAUCUGACUGACUGGCACGUCCGUCAUUUUACAGAGCGGAGAGGCCGUUCACCUGCUCAGAUAGUGGGAAUGGAUUCACUCAGUCAUCUCAACUGAGGGGACAUCAGCAGGUUCACACUGGGACAAGACCAUUCAUCUGUUCUGUGGGUGAGAAGGGAUUCAGUUGGUCUUCCCACCUGUGGACACACCAGUCAGUUCACACUGGGCAGAGGCUGUUCAUCUGCUGAAUUUGUGGGGAAGGAUUCACUCGGUCAUCUGACCUAAUGGCUCACAAGCGAGUCCACACUGAGGAGGGGCCAUUCACCUGCUCGGACUGUGGGAAGGGAUUCACUCAGUCAUCUCAACUACUGAUACAUCUGUCAGUUCACACUGCAGAGAGGGAUUUCACCUGCUCAGACUGUGGGAAGAGAUUCCCUCACUCUUCCACCCUACAGAGACAUCAGCGAGUUAACACUGGGGAGAGGCUGUUCAUCUGCUCAGUCUGUGGGAAGAGAUUCUCUCGGUCAUCCCACCUACAGAGUCAUCAGCAAGUUCACACUGGGGAGAAGCUGUUCACCUGCUCAGACUGUGGGAAGGGAUUCACUCGAUCAUCCAACCUACAGAGACACCAGCGAGUUCACACUGGGGAGAGGCUGUUCAUCUGCUCAGUCUGUGGGAAGAGAUUCUCUCGGUCAUCCCACCUACAGAGUCAUCAGCGAGUUCACACUGGGGAGAAGCCGUUCACCUGCUCAGACUGUGGAAAGCGAUUCACUGAAUCAUCCACCCUAUUGGCACACCAGUCACUUCACACUGGGGAGUGGCGAUUUACCUGCUCAGAAUGUGGGAAAGGAUUCAGUCAGUCUUCCAAACUACUGGCACACCAGUCAGUUCACACCGGGGAGUGGCCAUUCACCUGCUGUGAAUGUGGGAAGGGAUUCACUUGGUCAUCCAAAUUACUGGCACACCAGCGAGUUCACACUGGGGAGAGGCUGUUCACCUGCUGUGAAUGUGAGAAGGAAUUCGCACAACCAUCUGAUCUACAGAUACACCAGCGAGUUCACACCGGGGAGAGGCCGUUCACCUGCUGUGAAUGUGGGAAGGCAUUCACACGAUCAUCUCAUCUACUGAGACACCAGCGAGUUCACCCUGGGUAGACGCUAAUCACCGGCUCAGACUUUGGGAAGAGAUUCUCUUAGCCAACUUCACCAAACGUGCAUCAUUCAGUUCACACCGGGGAGAGGUGGUUCACUUGCUGUGAAUGUGGGAAGGGAUUCACUCAGUCAUCUAUCCCUGUGACACAUUACUGGGUUCACACUGGGGAGAAAGUUUCAAUAAGCUGCUUGCUGGAUAUUUGCCCAUCACCGUUGCUGAAUGCAAUUUUGAGAGUGACUGUCGGUGCUGAACUCUGCAAUUAUUGCUGCUGGUCACCACACCCAGUUCUGCACCCUGGUCACUGGGCAUGGGAGGAGUUUCUUCUGCUGCAUAUUCACCUUUAAUGGGACUGGAGUUUAAUAAUCCGGAUCUGAGACAAAUAAAUCAGUUCUAUUUUGAACUCUGUCUCCGGUACUUAGUAAAUUUAUAACAUACCUAGUGUACAUUAGAGAGUCAGCUCAGGCCGGCUGGACCCUACCAGUGAUUCUGUUCCACGAAAAUCCUUUUACAUCUUGCCCUGUUGUUCAUCUCUCGCUCUCCCUGUGGUGAUGGGUUCCAAACAGUCACCACUCUGUGGGUGAAGAGGUUUCCCUUGAAUUUUCUGCAGACUGAAGAAGUCGAGCUGACUGCAGUUCUGUCUGAGAUGUUCUUCCCGCUGAAAUCUCUGGACUGAGGAAGAAUAACACUGGUAGUUAACCUCCUUAAUUACGACUCAUUUCCACAUUAUGGGCCAUUUUCCCUGCUUCAAAAGGGUUGUUAGAAAACACCACUGUCCUCUAAAGAUUGAAAGCAGAAUGGGAAACCAUCAGUUGGACAUUCAACGGAGCAGGGUCAGAAACCAGAGGAACCCCUCUGUUUCUGGGAAGAGGUCUCCAUCUCUCAGUCAGGUGCUCGAUGCUUCCUUGUCACUGUCUCGUCUGUUCAGAUCAUUGGGAUGUCUCCCAUGGAGGGUCAUACUCAUUCCACUGGUUAAUGUUUUCUUCCAUAGUGAUGAUACAUUUCUCUGAGUUGGUCUUUCAUUAAAAUUUUCUGCUCUGAAUUUCUUAUCACGAUUGCAUAUACACACAUGGAGCGUUGAAUCCUGUUCAUUUUUGAUGGAAAUAUAUACCUAGAAGUUUUAUCUGACUUGUGUGAUUUUUUUUUCAUAUGUGUUUUUUCUCUUCCUCCUUCUGUCCGAGGCAUUGUUAAUCUAAGUGGGUUGAGUUUAAAAACUCUUUUCUAAAGUUGUCAUUUCAGUUCUUAUUUAUCUUUGUAAAUUUUACUGAUUGA
Messenger RNA from Mobula hypostoma (lesser devil ray), 2535 nucleotides. RefSeq names its product zinc finger protein 235-like. Bases 399 to 1268 code for a protein of 289 amino acids. The record is from RefSeq and is a predicted model, not a curated record. NCBI's taxonomy places the organism in Eukaryota, Metazoa, Chordata, Chondrichthyes, Myliobatiformes, Myliobatidae. The transcript is spliced from 2 exons.